GCAAGUUCCAAGUAAUAGUUAGAGAAAUUCUUCAUCUGACUUAGUCUUUAAAUUCACCGGAAAACUUCCUUAAGAAGAUAUUGCAUCCAUGCUAUAAAUAUCCACUCAUUAAUUCUGCAACAAGCACAACGGCUAGCUUUUGUCAUUGAGCUGAAAUGGAAGCAGGAAAAGCAAAGAUGGUGCAUUUAGAAUUUCAAGAUUUGCUACCAAUUAUGGCCAAAAAGCUAGGAAGAGAUGGACUGAUCAACGAGCUAUGCAAAGGUUUCCAAAUUUUAAUGGAUGGUGACAAGGGAGUGAUCACACUUGAGAGCCUAAAGAAGAACUCUGUGCUACUGGGGUUGCAAGAUUUUAGUGAAGCUGAGUUAAAGAACAUGCUUAUGGAAGGAGAUAUGGAUGGUGAUGGAGCUCUUGAUCAGAUUGAAUUUUGUAUUUUGAUGUUUAGAUUAAGUCCUGACUUGUUAGAUGUGGCUCAACAAUUGUUACAUAAAGCUCCUCAAAAGCAUAAGUGAUGUUGCAGUCUGUAUCCUUUUUUUUUUCUUCUUAUUUUCUGAUCUUGAUAUGCUGAUUCACAUGUAAUGUUUCAUUUGAUUUUAAAAUGUGACACUUGAUCUGCAACUUGAACUCGAACAAGUCCCUUUGUCUGAUAGCUCAUAAGCAAUCAAUUCGACUC
Molecule: messenger RNA, 670 nt
Organism: Nicotiana tabacum (common tobacco)
Lineage: Eukaryota; Viridiplantae; Streptophyta; Magnoliopsida; Solanales; Solanaceae
Product: calcium-binding protein PBP1-like
Molecular function (GO): calcium ion binding
Source: RefSeq, a predicted model, not a curated record